Messenger RNA from Coffea arabica (coffee), 1052 nucleotides. The record is from RefSeq and is a predicted model, not a curated record. NCBI's taxonomy places the organism in Eukaryota, Viridiplantae, Streptophyta, Magnoliopsida, Gentianales, Rubiaceae.
AGUUCAUACCCAAUAGCUUAUCUCCAUGCAAAGAAUUCAUUGUUGUUCAAACAUUUCAUCAGGUGAGACUGAUGAGAUUGGCAGUUUGGAGGCUGAUGAUCAAGAUGAUGAUUCUUUAACUCUUCUUUCUCUUGCUCCUCCAGGCCAAAACAACACCUCAAAGAAUCUUCUGGACUGUAGUUUUGAGUACUCCUCAAGCCAACUACCUCAGGAUAACUAUCAACAAUGCCCUAGGACUAAUGCUGAAAAUGGUGUAACAGUGGCACUUCAUAUUGGUCUGCCUACUUCAGAAGCUAGCUCUACUAGUCAUGCUCAUAACUUUGGGGUUCUUCCUGAAGGACAAUACUGGAUUCCUACUCCAGCUCAAAUUCUUGUUGGCCCCACUCAGUUUUCUUGUCCUGUAUGCAACAAAACAUUUAACAGAUACAACAAUAUGCAGAUGCAUAUGUGGGGGCAUGGAUCACAAUACAGAAAAGGGCCAGAAUCUUUAAGAGGGACAAAGCCAGCCUCAUCCAUGCUUAAACUUCCCUGUUACUGUUGUGCUGAGGGUUGCAAGAACAACAUAGAUCAUCCAAGAUCAAGGCCCUUGAAGGAUUUUAGGACUCUUCAAACACACUACAAGAGAAAGCAUGGGACAAAGCCAUUUCAGUGCAGAAAAUGUGGGAAGCCAUUUGCGGUUAGAGGAGACUGGAGGACUCAUGAAAAGAAUUGUGGGAAGUUAUGGUUUUGUAUUUGUGGUUCUGAUUUUAAGCAUAAAAGAUCACUCAAAGACCAUAUUAGAGCUUUUGGAGAUGGCCAUGCAGCACAUAGUCAAGACUUGCGUGGAAUUGAAGAAUUAGUAGAAUUAGAAGAAGAUGAUGAAGAAGAAGAGGACAACUACUAAGUAGGGCUAGAUAGACUUUGUACCCUCGAAAAGUAUUGGGGGUUUUGUUAGUUUGUACCCUAAACAUUAGUAUUCUACUAACUUAUGUUUGUUGUCAAUUGACCAGUUUUCGUACAUGAUUUGCACGUUUGUAGUAGGUAAUAAUAAAUUGCACAUUGGCUCUUGUCAA